GCACAAGCGAAAGAAGCAAGCAGUACGGAAUCUAAAAGUGAUGGUGCUUUAUAUAGCAAGGAAGAAGUUGCAAAGCACAACUCUUAUGAAAAAGGCAUCUGGGUAACAUACAAAGGCCAAGUGUAUGACAUUACAGAGUUUAUCGCCAGCCAUCCAGGGGGGCCAAGCAAGAUCGUUUUGGCGGCUGGUGGUGCAUUGGAGCCUUUCUGGGCUCUGUAUGCUGUACACAAUAACCAGCAUGUUCUAGACUUGUUGGAUGAUUACAGGAUUGGCUCAUUAGCGAAAGAUGAGAGCUCCAGUGACACGUCUGAUAUCAAGGUGAGGUUUUAA
Messenger RNA from Porites evermanni, 330 nucleotides. NCBI's taxonomy places the organism in Eukaryota, Metazoa, Cnidaria, Anthozoa, Scleractinia, Poritidae. The record is from the annotation of a GenBank genome assembly.